Messenger RNA from Aureobasidium melanogenum CBS 110374, 1626 nucleotides. RefSeq names its product putative pantothenate transporter. The record is from RefSeq and is a predicted model, not a curated record. Bases 1 to 1626 code for a protein of 541 amino acids. Gene Ontology annotation, biological process: transmembrane transport. Lineage: Eukaryota; Fungi; Ascomycota; Dothideomycetes; Dothideales; Saccotheciaceae. The transcript has 4 exons. Gene Ontology annotation, cellular component: membrane. Gene Ontology annotation, molecular function: transmembrane transporter activity.
AUGUCUUCCAAAGGAGGCUUCAACGUUACGACUGAUGUCAAGAGUCCAAUCGAGGUCGAUGAGGCAUCUGAUAGAAGUUCUAUCGAUUCCAGAAAUCCCUUCAAGGACCCGAAGGUCGCCGAAUACUAUCGUGACCUGUACGAAACCGCACAAUAUGAAUCUCGAGAAGCUUUUGAUCCGGACAUCGAAUGGACAGCUGCAGAGGAAAGGAGCCUUGUUCGUCGCUUGGACUGGCAUGUCUGCCUUUGGGCAUGUAUCAUGUUCUUCGCCCUGCAGCUCGAUCGAGGCAACAUCUCACAGGCUUUAUCUGACAACAUGCUUGACGACCUUGGCCUAAAUACUAACGAGUACAAUUAUGUAGGUCAAACGUUGUUCAAACUGUCAUUCAUGGCUGCUGAGGUUCCUUCACAAUUGAUCUCCAAGAAACUGGGUCCUGACAGAUGGAUUCCUCUGCAGAUGAUGCUUUGGUCUGCUGUCGCUGCCUCACAAGCUGCCCUCAGUGGCCGAUCAAGUUUCUAUCUCUGCCGCGUACUCAUUGGCGUUCUUGAAGGUGGUUUCAUCCCUGAUCUUGUUUUGUGGUUGUCAUACUUUUACACGAGCACUGAGCUACCUGUUCGUUUGAGCUUCUUCUGGACGGCGCUCAAUCUUACAACCAUCGUUGCGUCGCUUUUGGCGUUUGGCAUCUUCCAUCUUGACAAUGCACACGGUCUUGCUGGCUGGAGGUGGCUCUUCCUGAUAGAGGGACUCAUGACUUUUGCUAUUGGUGUGGCUUCUGUCUUCCUCAUGCCUGCUUCAGCUGUGCAGACCAAAACUUGGUUCCGUCCCAAGGGUUGGUUUACAGAUCGCGAGGUCAAGAUUGUGGUCAAUCGCGUCUUGAGGGAUGAUCCUUCCAAGGGUGACAUGCACAAUAGACAAGCGAUCACGCCCAAACGUCUAUGGCAGUCUCUUUCUGACUAUGACUUGUGGCCUAUCUAUGCACUCGGCUUGGUCGUUUUCAUCCCCCCUACUCCAGUCACCAACUUCCUAAGUCUGACUCUCAGAUACCUCGGCUUUAGCACAUUCAAUACUAAUCUCCUUACCAUUGUACCCAAUGCCGUCACCAUCAUUACCUUACUGAGUCUGACCUGGCUCAGUGAGAGGGUCAAAGAACGCUCGUUCAUCGCCGCAAUUCAGAAUUUGUGGAUGCUGCCAUGCUUGAUAGCUCUACGCUGGUGGCCGGGCUCAGGAACAGAUGUUUGGGGCACGUAUGCCUUGCUGGUCGUACUUCUCGGCUACCCAUACUGCCAUGCUAUCCUCGUUGCAUGGACAUCCCGCAACGCCGGCUCAGUUCGUACGCGCACGAUCUCUGCCGCUGUCUACAACAUGUCGGUUCAGGCUGGAGGAGUCAUUGGCUCGAACAUCUACAGGGCUGACGAUAAGCCUUUAUACCACCGCGGUAAUAUGCAGAUCGUGGCUAUCAAUUGCUUGGCCAUCGCACUCUAUGGCUUUGCAAAGGUUUACUAUGUUUUCAGGAACAAACAGAGAGAGAAGAAGUGGACUGCCAUGAGCCAGGAGCAGAGGGAUGACUACAUCCAGAACACGACUGACCAGGGAAACAAAAGGCUGGACUUCCGCUUUGCUCACUAA